AUGAGGAUUUACUAUUUUCUGGAAAUGAAGAUAAUUGAAUUAAAGUAUGGAAGGUUCUUUGAUAAAAUUGUAUUGAUAUAAAAUUAUUCAUUAAAUAAGCAUAAUAAUGAGGUGAUAGCAUUAAGUUUAAAUUAAUCAGAAUCAUAAUUAGUUUCGUGUGCAGAUGGAAAGAAAUAAAAAUCAUUUGGGAAAGAAGAGAAUAAGAUAAGUAUGAAUUCAAAUAAUUUGUUAUAAUAGAUGAAAUUUAUAACAUAUUAUAAAAUAUAUCAUUGCUAAAUUGAAUUAUAGUUAUCAAUCACUUCAUCUUUAAAUAAUUAAUUUAAGAUUAUGGGCUUAAGGCUAAGUUUAUUAAAGGCAAUUAAUUUAUUUGGAUAUAUGGUGGUAAAGCAAUAGAUAAAUGUAAUGUAUUUAAAUUAAAAGAAGGAAUCUUUUAAGAAAAUUAAGAAAAGACUAUUCAAUUAAUUACAAAUAAUUAGAUCUUAAAUGAAUUUCACUUUCCAAUAAUAUAUAAUAAGGAGAAGAAUUUGAUAAUUGUAAGACAUAAAACAUAAAUUUAUCUCAUUAGAGAAAUGAAUGAUGGUAAGUUCAAAAUAGUUGAUUAAUUAAAUUGUGACACAUAUCCUGUUUAUGGGACUAUCACAAAUAAUGGACAAUAUUUGGUUUAUUUGGAUGAUAACAAGAUAGGAUAUUCAACAUAUGAAUUAUAAAAUAAAUGA
This is a messenger RNA of Paramecium pentaurelia, 716 nucleotides long. The record is from the annotation of a GenBank genome assembly. NCBI's taxonomy places the organism in Eukaryota, Ciliophora, Oligohymenophorea, Peniculida, Parameciidae.